AGUCACGUCUGUGCAAUCUAAAUUUAGUUUGACAAAAAAUAUGUAAUUUGCAAUUUUCCAGCUUCAAUUGCACGAAAAAAUUACGUACACCACUGUAAAUCCAUGAAAUGUUGGAAUUAUUUUCUGAAAUGAUCGAAAUCUGAUGAGGUUUUCUCAUUACAGUGAAUAAUAAUAAUUUUUCGAUUAAUCAUGACAGUUUUUCGUUGUCGUGAAGUGAAAAAGUGAUCGGCCCUGAUAAUAAUCAAUCAAUGAGAUGACAAUAAUCACGACAAUGUGUACUCAGCUCUUCUCCUGCCCACUGUGCACCCAGCCGAGUUUCAAUUCCUUAGAUUCAUUGAGAAUUGGUCUCGUGAGUGUGGCCACACGUCCACUGACAUGUCCCAUCUGCAACGACACUGUCCUAGGUAUAGACAAAUUGACAAUUCACCUGUUUGGUCAUACCAUCAUUGACAAUAGAUCAAAUGAACGUGAGAGAUCUGAAGCCAAAAAUCGACAAAUCGUCAAGAUAAAUGGAUUCGAAGUAGCCGAUUCUGGGGGAAAAUGUGGCAAUCCUGUGAUUAUUCUCAACGAAACAUCCUCAAUUCUACAUCUCAAAACCUCCCAAAACGUCAGAGAUGAUUCCUCAAUUCCUAGACAAUUUAUUGCGACUGUUCCUGUGGUAUUCAAUGGAAUGAGAGAAGAAACUAGUGAUGAAACUGAGAUGAAUGUAUUGGGUGCUGAUGCUGUCUCGCAGGUAGAGACUAAUCCCUGGAAGGGGAAUUUAUUGUCAGAAACCCCUGAAGACGUUAAUCCUGACAGAUUUAAUAACCGAAAUAUUGACGACAUUACGAAUAUCGAAAAAUCGACGAGUGAAGUCAUUCCCAGGAACAUUAUUUCGUCAUCAGAAGUGAGUCUGCACAUUCCAGAGCCUUGCAAUGUUCAUGCGUCAAACGCCAAUGCGAAAUGUCAUGACGAAGAAGUUCAAAGUGACUUAUUAAUUCUCAAAGAACACUCUGAGGAUCAGAAAUCAUCAUCGUUGAUGAAUGGAACAUUGAAUGAGAAGAGGGAGAGGUGUAAUAUCUGUGGCUUGAGCCUGGUGAAUCGGAAUUCUCUGAUAUUACACAAACAACUUGCCCAUAAAAUUGCUGCCAAGGAUUGUAACAUCAAGCCUGAGGAUCUUUUGAAAAAUUAUCCUUGCCAUUUGUGUUCUAAAGUUUUCAAGAUGAGAGGGAGUCUCAUGAUUCACAUGAGAGUGGCACAUACAGGAGGUAAUUUAGCGACCCUGGGAGAGGAGCGAAAUUCAGAUGGAGGAUUCAAUUGUCCUCUGUGUGGAAAGAAUUUUAAAAAGGAACAACAUGUCACUCAGCACCUGAAGACCCACGAGGGGAAACAGUGGGAGUGCGAUGUGUGCAGUAAAAUGUUCACGACAAAGUACUUUCUCAAGAAACAUAAGAGACUUCACUCUGGAGAAAUGCCUUAUCAAUGCAAUAUAUGCAACAAAACGUUUACAUUUCAGCAGUCGUAUCAUAAACACAGGCUCUAUCACAAGGAUGAUAAGCCUCACGCGUGCACAGUUUGCGGGAGAUCCUUCAAGGAGCUCUCAACAUUGCACAAUCAUGAGAGAAUUCACACUGGUGAAAAGCCCUUUGCCUGCGAAACUUGUGGGAAAUGUUUUCGGCAACGUGUGUCUUAUCUCGUUCACAGGAGGAUCCACACUGGGGUCAUGCCGUACACAUGUUCGGCGUGUGGAAAGAGUUUCAGAUAUAAAGUCAGUCAAAGAACCCACAAAUGUCCAGAGCAAUCUCGAAUGUCACCAGCUCUCGAUCAAAUACCGGAACCAACUACUUCUGAACCUCAAAUGAAUGCAUUCGCAUUGGAUGAAGCAAAUAAAUUCGUGGUGAUACCCAACCGCAAUGGAGAGCCAACUUUAACCCGGGAGAUGGACAUAAACCCCUUGAGUUCAACAAAUAUAUUCCACUUUACCUGUCAUGCAGAUCCACCAAAAAUCGACGAAAGAAUGGAGCCUGCAGGGGGUAAAUCCCCUGGAGGUGUCCAACUGCCAGAAGACAAUUCCCAAGAUUUCCUCUCUCUAGUUAUUUCACCCAUGCAGAACGAUCCAUCCUCUCCCACCACCGAGAUGCAACAUCUGAGACUAGCCUCUCCAAAACAAUCGGAAAAUUUACAAGAAUCUGAUCAACAGUAUCAAGAUCCUUCAGACAAUCUCCAGAAGGACUUGAAACACGCGAUCGAUGGCAUUUUGAAUGAACGAAAUCGAGAGAAUAGUUCGUUAGAGACGAUAAACGAGGAAUCGUUGAAAGAAUUGCUUUAUGGAAUUAACAAAGCUCUAUGAAUACACGAAAUUAUGUAAUUAACUUAAAUUAGUGAAUCAUGCUGUUGAGAGUUCCUUUCUAUUGUUGCAUAAAAUGUUUUUUUUUUUCAUUGAAGUUUGAUUUCAGCGUC
Diachasma alloeum is the source of this 2439-nucleotide messenger RNA. RefSeq names its product zinc finger protein 184. NCBI's taxonomy places the organism in Eukaryota, Metazoa, Arthropoda, Insecta, Hymenoptera, Braconidae. The coding region runs from base 254 to 2329 and encodes 691 amino acids. The transcript is spliced from 5 exons. The record is from RefSeq and is a predicted model, not a curated record. Gene Ontology annotation, biological process: regulation of transcription by RNA polymerase II. Gene Ontology annotation, molecular function: DNA-binding transcription factor activity; RNA polymerase II cis-regulatory region sequence-specific DNA binding.